CUUUGCUUGGAGCGAGAGCGAGAAAGUUAGAUAAGAGACUACGAAUCACGACGGCGACAGCGACAGCGACGGGUUUUUCGUGAUCUCAGAUACUGCGACUUGAGCUAUUGGGUUUUUUAUUAAGCACGCUUGCGCUCUAUACUAGAAUUGGCACACAGAACACCACAGCCAUGUCGGCACCUCCAGCAAAACGUGGACCAUCAGUCCUGGUCACCGACUCCCGCGAGCGCCUCCCACCUCCCCGCCAACCCGCGCGUCCUGCGAGCUCGCCAAGUAACGCCCGCGCCCGCAUGCCAACGCGUUACAUAUCCGUCGACAACGUCCUCCAGAACUCCUCCGAAAUCCCCUCCGGACAAGCGCGCCUACCACCUCAUGCUCGGACAGCACGUCCGGGCGUGCAACGUAGCAUGUCUGCUGCGAAUGUAUCCCCCGGGACGCGGACGUCGCAGGUUAAUAUACCCGGGCGCACGACGAAGGUUAGCGAGAAGCUUGUUCUGAUCCCGGAACUCGAAGAAGGGGGGGAGAUAGAGGAGGGGGUGUCGGAAGGGACGUUCCGGCGUGGAUAUGUGGAGGAGAGCGAGGAUGAGGGAAGGCCGUUACGGAACGAGGAGUUGGAUGAGUUGAGGAAGAAGGGCGCGCUGAGGGGGAAGAGUUAUGCGGAGCGCUUGCCGAAGGCGAAACGCACGGAGAAGGUGGCGAGGUGCACGGCGUACUGCACGGCGCAGGGAUUUAAGAUGGCAGCGACGGCGGCGUUUGUGAAGGAGCAGCAUGGGGCGAAGACGAAGUUGUAUGAUGAUUGCCUGUAUACGGUGUAUCAUCUCCCGCUCCUGCCGGGGAAUGAGGGGUACCGGUUGAGGAGUAGUCCGAUUCUGAAGCAUCCGGGCGGGAAGGCGGUGCUGGAUGAGGAGAUUGAGAGGAGUGAGGCGAGGGUGUAUCAUGAGGGCUAUUUUGAGGAUACGGAUGUGUAUGGUGUUCGGGGGGGGGAGGAGAGCCCGGCGGGGGAGAGCGAGGAUGAUAGGAUUAGGCGGGAGGAUGAGGAGAGGCGUGGUAGGGAAGAGGAGAGGGUUGCGGCGCAGGGUAAGAGGGGUGAUAGCCCGAACCGCCUCGCUCCCGAUGCUACCACCUUCGCCGAGAUGUUCGUCUUCUCCUACGGCGUAGUGGUAUUCUGGAACUUCACCGAGAGCCAGGAGAAGGACACCCUCGCCGAUUUCACCUUCACCGAGAUGGAGACGGGGCAGUCGAUCAUAUCGCGGCCGCAGGACGAGGCGGACUUUGAGACCGAGGAGCUGCAUUUCGAGUAUAGCUCGUUUGUGGACAGGCCGAGGGUGUUUAAUGAUAUGAUCACGCUGAGGAGUGGGGAUCAUAUGAUUAAACUCGCGAUGAGCCAUGCGAUUGCACAGAGUACGAAGUUGAGCUUUUUCGAGGAGAAGAUGUCGCAGACUAUGCUUGAUGCUCAACAUGUCCCGAAGCGCCUGGCGUUGACUGGAGAAUUGGGGAUGUCUCGUCCUGAAGUUGUGAAGAUCCUUGGGCGGUUGUUCAAGAGUCGUGUUGAUGUGAAUCUCUCAUCCAACAUCCUCGACGUCCCCAAUUUCUUCUGGGACUCCGAGCCCACCCUCCACCCCCUCUACUUCGCCGUCCGCGAAUACCUCGAGAUCACCCCCCGCAUCAAGGUCCUCAACGAGCGCUGCCGCGUCUUCCUCGAGCUCGCCGAGAUCCUCACCGACUCCAUCUCCGACACCAAGAUGAGCAAUAUCACAUGGAUCAUCAUCUGGCUGAUCGCCGUCAGUAUCGUCGUCACCGUCUCGGAAGUUGUGUUGCGCUUUGGGAUGUUGCAGAGUGGAAGGAACACUAACGUACCUGGUGUUUGUGGCCUCGCUAGGGUUGGGGCGUAUGGGGGUGGAAACAAUAAUUUGACGAGGAUAAGAGAGAAAUUGACGGACGACGAUAUGCAGCAGUUGUGUGGGAUGCCUUAUAUCCAGACGACGUAUAAGGAUUUGUGAGCCGCUACCUUGCCGAGCUUGUGGUCGUCCCAAAAAAAAUGGCCUCUCAACCGACAUUUGAACGCCCACCCCUCUCGCGACAAUACCAUCCCUCGCCCCCUAUUACCCCUGGCUCAUCCCCCCCUCGGCGGCCAAAAAAUCAAUCAAAAAAAUCACCAAAAAAAAUGGCCUGAUCCAGAUUCGAACUGGAGUUCUCCAUCAUUCCUCAAUCAACCGCAGACUCGAGAUAUCCAAAGGUGCGAGCCUGAAGGUAUCCAAGAUUGGUUGAUCAAUUGAGGGACGGAAGUCUUAACCGCUAGACCAUCGGGCCGGUGGAAUUGAAGGGUAGUCGGUGAGAGGGGUAUAUAAGGUUUAGGCGGCAGGGGGUUUUUCUUUGUUCCUUUUUAUGCGGGGCGGCGCAGGCGGCAUAAGCGGCAUAGGCGGUGUGUGUAUGAUUAGAUAGUGCAGGUUUGUGCGGAGCGGGGGGCGAGUUGUGUUGUUGUGCCCGUGGAGAUUGGGGCGUGGGAUUGGAGUAUUGGGGGUUUGGCGUUGAGCAUACGGUUGUUGGGGAUUAUUCAUUUCAUAGAUAGCAAAUUCCAUCCUUCAUAUCCUUG
This is a messenger RNA of Pseudogymnoascus verrucosus, 2593 nucleotides long. RefSeq lists its product as uncharacterized. The transcript has 3 exons. NCBI's taxonomy places the organism in Eukaryota, Fungi, Ascomycota, Leotiomycetes, Thelebolales, Thelebolaceae. The coding region runs from base 171 to 2000 and encodes 609 amino acids. The record is from RefSeq and is a predicted model, not a curated record.